GGACGUACUUUCUGCGGAGCUAUAGUUGCGCUGCGUGUUGUGAGGUUGGUGGCGAGUUUUUGCGAUCGGCGAUGGGGAAAGAUUAUUACCGGAUAUUGGGCCUGCCCCGUGGGUCCACAGAGGAGGACAUUAAAAAGGCGUAUCGUAAGCAGGCGCUGCGUUAUCAUCCGGACAAGAACAAGGAUCCCGGAGCCGAGGAGCGAUUCAAAGAGAUCGCCGAGGCAUACGACGUGCUGAGCGACCCCAAGAAGCGCGAAAUCUUCGACAAGUUCGGCGAGGAGGGACUAAAGGGAGGUGGUCCCAGCUGCAGUGGAGGAGGUCUUAAUGGCACUUCAUUUACCUACACCUUUCAUGGAGAUCCUCAUGCUAUGUUCGCGGAAUUCUUUGGCGGGCAGAAUCCUUUUGAUACUUUCUUUGUGCAGAGAAAUGGAGAUGAAGACAUGGAUGUUGAUGACGCCUUCACAUCUUUUCAAAACUUUGGCAAUAUUGGCUUUUCUCGAGGUCGGGGAGGCCAUGAAAACCUACGCAAGAAACAAGACCCUCCCAUUACCCAUGAAUUGAGAGUAUCCCUGGAGGAGAUUUAUAGUGGAUGCACCAAGAAAAUGAAAAUUUCUCACAAACGUCUUAAUCUAGAUGGGAAGAGCACUCGUAAUGAGGACAAGAUUCUAACAAUUGAAGUUAAACGUGGCUGGAAAGAAGGAACUAAGAUUACAUUCCCCAAAGAAGGCGAUCAAACACCAAGCAACAUUCCAGCUGAUAUUGUCUUUGUUUUAAAGGACAAGCCACACAGCACUUUUAAGAGAGACGGGUCUGAUAUUAUAUACCCAGCCAAGAUCAGCCUCCGUGAGGCUCUGUGUGGCUGCACUGUGAAUAUACCAACACUAGAUGGUAGGUCCAUACCAAUGGUAUUCAAGGAUGUCAUUAAACCUGGAAUGAAGCGAAGAAUUCCUGGAGAAGGCCUUCCCUUUCCCAAGAGUCCAAACCAGCGGGGUGAUCUUAUUAUUGAGUUUGAUAUAAGAUUCCCAGACAGAAUUCCACCGUCUUGCAAAAGUACCCUAGAACAGAUCUUGCCAAUAUAGUAGGACUGACAGAGCUGGACUGCAGUGCCUCCAAACCCAGAGGAUUUGGGGCUGAAAUCAGGAUUUCAGGGUCUGUUUUGGCAGUUGGUAUGGAGUACCUUCGUGUUGCAAAGAACUUUUCAGAGAGUCCAGAUCUUGCAAGAUGAAUAUUGCACUGCUCAGUGACUGUAGACCCAAGUUGUCAUUGUUGAGAACUCUUAACAGCAAUGAGCAGUUACUGAUAAAAAGUCAGCAGAACAUCUCACAAUUGAACAUAAGGAUGACAACCAGUCAUGAUUCCUGCCCUCAUUUAUUUGGCUUGCCUAAGUUAGGGCGUGCCCAUGUAUGUUCUCCAUUGAAAAGAAUGAGACUAAAAUCUAAACUGGACUUCAUAAGUAAACUUCAUCUCUUGUCA
This is a messenger RNA of Varanus komodoensis (Komodo dragon), 1473 nucleotides long. It is a transcript of the gene DNAJB1, whose product is annotated as DnaJ heat shock protein family (Hsp40) member B1. Gene Ontology annotation, molecular function: transcription corepressor activity; Hsp70 protein binding. Gene Ontology annotation, cellular component: cytosol. The coding region runs from base 72 to 1079 and encodes 335 amino acids. The transcript has 3 exons. NCBI's taxonomy places the organism in Eukaryota, Metazoa, Chordata, Lepidosauria, Squamata, Varanidae. The record is from RefSeq and is a predicted model, not a curated record.